GGCGUGACCAAGAUAAGGGAGGUGUAGUGCUUUGCAGUACCUCUGUGUGGCCCUUCAGCUGCUACUGUAGAGAGAAGACCUACGUCCAAGCUAACAGCUGGAGUCUUUUGAGGAACACUUCAUUCCUGUGUCUGGGAUUAAAAGGGAAGCCGAAACCUGGGAAGGGCGCGGCUAUCUUCUGCAGCUUGCGUGGCUACUGCAGCGGUAGCAGGUAGAAAGAUUACUGCAUCAACUCACUGAAGCAAUAGCCUCACUCUUUGUCUUUUAAACUUCAUCAACAAUGAAGCAAUGAUAUCUGAGAACAGAAGAACAUUUGCCGACCAACUGUCAUCACAAUUUCAAGUGAUUGUAUAAGCAGAAACAAGCUGCAACAGAGCUCUGUGUCAGCUAGUAUAGAGAGAAUGGUUUAUUUAGGAGCGUUUUAGUAUAGUGCUUUAUAUCUGUAUCAGAUGAAGUAAAAAUGAGUGAGACCCCCAGAUUCUUUGUUGGGCCUGAAGAUACAGAAAUAAACUCAGGAAAUUAUCGACAUUUCUUCCACCAUGCAGAUGAAGAUGAGGAGGAGGAGGAUGAGUCUCCACCAGAAAGGCAGAUUGUGGUUGGAAUAUGUUCCAUGGCAAAGAAAUCCAAAUCCAAACCAAUGAAGGAAAUUCUUGAACGGAUCUCCUUAUUUAAAUAUAUCACAGUAGUAGUAUUUGAAGAAGAUGUUAUUUUGAAUGAACCAGUAGAAAACUGGCCUUUAUGUGAUUGUCUUAUUUCUUUCCAUUCUAAAGGAUUUCCACUGGACAAAGCAGUUGCCUAUGCAAAACUCAGGAAUCCAUUUGUAAUCAAUGACUUGAAUAUGCAGUAUCUCAUACAAGAUAGAAGAGAAGUAUAUAGUAUUCUUCAAGCUGAAGGUAUUUUACUUCCUCGUUAUGCAAUUUUGAACCGUGACCCAAAUAAUCCCAAAGAAUGCAAUCUGAUUGAAGGGGAAGAUCAUGUAGAAGUAAAUGGUGAAGUUUUUCAAAAGCCUUUUGUAGAAAAGCCAGUCAGUGCAGAGGAUCACAAUGUUUACAUUUACUAUCCAACAUCUGCUGGUGGUGGAAGUCAAAGACUUUUUCGAAAGAUUGGCAGUAGGAGUAGUGUUUAUUCCCCAGAAAGCAAUGUACGAAAAACAGGCUCAUAUAUAUAUGAAGAGUUUAUGCCCACAGAUGGUACUGAUGUAAAGGUUUAUACAGUGGGUCCAGAUUACGCGCAUGCUGAAGCUCGAAAAUCUCCAGCGCUUGAUGGCAAGGUGGAACGAGACAGUGAGGGAAAAGAAGUUAGAUACCCUGUUAUUCUUAAUGCACGGGAGAAAUUAAUUGCCUGGAAAGUCUGCCUUGCUUUUAAGCAAACAGUUUGUGGUUUUGAUUUGUUACGAGCCAAUGGACAGUCCUAUGUCUGUGAUGUCAAUGGCUUCAGUUUUGUGAAAAAUUCCAUGAAGUAUUAUGAUGAUUGUGCAAAAAUACUUGGCAAUAUUGUAAUGCGAGAACUUGCUCCACAAUUUCAUAUCCCCUGGUCAAUACCCUUAGAAGCUGAAGAUAUCCCAAUUGUACCAACUACAUCUGGAACUAUGAUGGAACUUAGAUGUGUCAUAGCUGUGAUACGUCAUGGGGAUCGAACACCAAAACAAAAAAUGAAAAUGGAAGUGAGGCAUCAAAAAUUUUUUGAUCUUUUUGAAAAGUGUGAUGGAUACAAAUCUGGGAAAUUAAAACUCAAAAAACCAAAACAGUUACAGGAAGUGCUGGACAUUGCCCGACAACUUCUUAUGGAGCUGGGGCAAAAUAAUGAUUCUGAAAUUGAAGAAAACAAGUCAAAACUUGAACAACUUAAGACUGUAUUGGAAAUGUAUGGCCAUUUUUCUGGAAUAAAUCGUAAAGUCCAAUUAACUUACCUCCCUCAUGGUUGUCCUAAAACAUCUAGUGAAGAAGAAGAUAGCCGAAGAGAAGAACCAUCCUUACUUUUGGUUCUAAAAUGGGGAGGAGAACUAACUCCUGCAGGCAGGGUCCAGGCUGAAGAACUUGGAAGAGCUUUCAGGUGUAUGUAUCCUGGAGGUCAAGGAGAUUAUGCAGGAUUUCCUGGCUGUGGUUUACUGAGAUUACAUAGUACCUACCGACAUGACCUCAAAAUAUAUGCCUCUGAUGAGGGACGAGUCCAGAUGACUGCAGCUGCUUUUGCAAAGGGGCUCUUAGCUCUAGAAGGAGAGCUUACACCCAUUCUUGUUCAGAUGGUAAAAAGUGCAAAUAUGAAUGGUCUUUUGGAUAGUGACAGUGACUCCUUGAGCAGUUGUCAGCAACGUGUGAAAGCAAGACUUCAUGAAAUACUUCAGAAGGAUAGAGAUUUUACUGCUGAAGACUAUGAAAAGCUUACUCCAUCUGGAAGCAUUUCUCUUAUCAAAUCAAUGCAUUUAAUUAAAAAUCCUGUGAAGACCUGUGACAAAGUUUAUUCCUUGAUACAGAGUUUGACUUCUCAAAUCAGACAUCGAAUGGAAGAUCCCAAAUCAUCAGAUAUUCAGCUUUACCAUAGUGAAACAUUAGAGCUUAUGCUACGUAGAUGGUCCAAGUUGGAGAAAGACUUUAAAACAAAGAAUGGAAGAUAUGACAUUAGUAAAAUCCCUGACAUAUAUGACUGUAUAAAAUAUGAUGUCCAGCAUAAUGGUUCCUUGAAAUUAGAAAAUACAAUGGAAUUAUAUAGGCUUUCGAAGGCAUUAGCAGAUAUUGUUAUCCCUCAGGAAUAUGGUAUAACUAAAGCUGAAAAACUGGAGAGCAAAGGCUACUGUACUCCUCUAGUUAGAAAAAUUCGCUCAGACCUCCAGAGGACACAAGAUGAUGACACUGUAAAUAAACUCCACCCUGUGUAUUCCAGAGGUGUUCUGUCUCCUGAACGUCAUGUCCGUACCAGGUUAUAUUUUACCAGUGAAAGUCAUGUACAUUCUUUACUAUCUAUUCUUCGCUAUGGUGCCUUAUGCAAUGAAUCAAAAGAUGAACAGUGGAAACGAGCUAUGGAUUACUUAAAUGUUGUCAAUGAACUCAAUUACAUGACUCAGAUUGUGAUCAUGCUUUAUGAGGAUCCUAACAAGGAUCUUUCCUCAGAGGAACGCUUUCAUGUUGAAUUACAUUUUAGUCCAGGAGCUAAAGGAUGUGAAGAAGACAAAAAUUUACCAUCUGGCUAUGGAUACAGACCAGCUUCAAGAGAGAAUGAAGGCAGGAGAUCUUUUAAAACUGAUAAUGAUGAUGAACCACAUACUUCUAAAAAAGAUGAAAUUGAUCGUGCUGUGAUACUGUUCAAACCUAUGGUAUCAGAGCCAAUUCAUAUACACAGGAAGUCUCCACUUCCAAGACCUAGGAAGAUGGCUACAAAUGAAGAAGAGAGCCCCCUGAGUGUGUCUAGCCCAGAGGGUACUGGUACCUGGCUGCAUUAUACCAGUGGUGUGGGUACUGGGCGUCGAAGACGCAGAUCAGGGGAACAAAUCACUUCUUCCCCUGUCUCCCCCAAAUCAUUGGCUUUCACAUCCAGUAUUUUUGGCUCAUGGCAACAGGUUGUAUCUGAAAAUGCUAAUUACCUGCGAACACCAAGAACUCUUGUGGAACAAAAGCAGAACCCUACUGUAGGGUCUCACUGUGCGGGCCUGUUUAGCACCUCGGUGCUCGGGGGUUCUUCAAGCGCACCUAACCUACAGGAUUAUGCUCGUACUCAUCGUAAAAAGCUGACUUCUUCUGGCUGCAUAGAUGACGCCACACGCGGUUCUGCUGUUAAAAGGUUUUCUAUCUCAUUUGCUCGACACCCAACCAAUGGCUUUGAGUUGUAUUCCAUGGUGCCAUCUAUUUGUCCUCUAGAGACUCUUCACAAUGCCCUGUCUUUAAAGCAGGUGGAUGAAUUUCUUGCUUCCAUUGCUUCUCCAUCAAGUGAAGUUCCACGGAAGACCCCUGAAAUUUCCUCUACAGCUUCGCGUUCCAGUCCAGUAAUGAGAAGAAAAAUAUCUUUAAAUACAUAUACACCUGCAAAGAUCCUCCCAACACCACCAGCUACCUUAAAGAGUACGAAAGCAAGCAGCAAACCAGCUACCAGCGGACCUUCUAAUGCAGUUGUUCCUAAUACCUCAUCUCGAAAAAAGAAUAUAACUAACAAAACAGAAAUGCAUGAACACAAAAAAACCACAGGGAAAAAGAAAUGAAAUCUUAGCAGAAGCUGGAACUCCUUAAAUAUAUAAAAAUCACGUAAAAGGACACAUAAUAAACCUGGGCUGAAAACUGUCAAAGCAAGUAGUUUAUGUUUCUCCUUAUACAUCUCUGAAUUCAUUUUAAAAUAUGUUAAAUCUAGAGAAUUCAUCAUAUAUAUUCAGGUAAGGAACUUUUCUCAUGAUCUUGAAAUGUUUAAGACAAUGUUCAUUAACAUUUUAUGAGCAGCAAAAGUUAUGGUGAGGAAGGUCUGUCAUUCUUAAUGUUAUGUUUACCAUGUGCCCUUGGUAAAGACAAGGACAGAAAAGCCCAGCUAGCUUGUACCAGUGUCACAUCAAUAAUGCUGUUUACUUAAGAAUCUGUGAGGUGACCUCUAUAUACACUUUCAUUUUCAUGAGAUUUUAUCUUAGCUGUAAAACCUAUAGCUUGGGUUAGAAUUUGGCAGUCAGGAUUACUGAUUGCAGAUUUUUUAAGUGUAUUUCCAAAGAGAUUUCAUUGAUCAUUUAGAUUAGAAACUUUUCCCCCCAAUUGUUAGAAUUACAGAUAUGCUGCAAUAUUUAAUAACUGGAGUAUUAGCAUAUGGGUUAUUUUUUCAAUAUGUACUUUGAGUUUUUUUAUUGUGUGUUAUUUAAAAUAUUACAUAUACAGCUGGGAUAACUACACCUUUAUGUACAUAAAUUUCUAUAUUAAUUUGUAGAAAACACUUUCUUUAUAUAUUUCCUUACCAUAAGGUGCUUUUGCUCAUCAGGAAACUUUUGCUUCAUGUGUUGGGAAGAAAGACAGCUUUAGAUUAUUUUUUUUUAAGAGAUAUAGUUGACAAGUUUAUAAAUGUUACACUUAUUUUCAGAGUUCUUUUUAGAUCUAAGGAAAUCAGUUCAGAAAUGGAUAUCAUCAAUGUGAGAAGAAUGUCUGAAUUCUGUAGUUAGUAGAUAUUAUGUAUAGCACCUCUUUUUUUAGCAUUUCCAUUCUUAUCUCUAGUGUAUCAGUUGAUCUCACAAAGAAAGCUUAAAGAUUGAACAUUUGCUCUUUUCAAAUGAUUAGAUUUUGAAAGGAUAUUGAGAUCAUUGUUUUGUGAUUUCAUCUGUGAUGUGAAAAAAUAUUUAUUAUCCUUGGUGCUUUUUACCCCCUAAUGCACAAAUAAUUAGAAACCACUUGAAAUGACUUAAACUGUAAACCAGACAGUACAACCUGAUAAGAAUCCCAUGCAUUGCCAGUCAGGUCACUUAAAUUGCUAAAACUUUAGUUUGAAGCUUAUGUUUAGGCAAUUACUGAAUUCUCAUAUGAACACAACUAUUAAAAUUCUUCAUGAGACUCUCCUAACUUUAGAUCAUCAUCUAAGAAUUGACUUUUAGAAAAUAAGCGUAUUAUGUGUUAGUUUUGUAAAAGUACCAGAUGCAAAAGUAACGAAUAUAUACAAUUAUAUAAGUUUAUAUACUUCAUGUGAAUGUAAUUGUAUUAUGUGGAGACAUGUCUUUUAAACAAUUCAAUGUACCUAGGCUUUCUGUAUGUGAAAAUGUUAAUGUGCUCAGUGUGGGAGUAAGAAACUACUUUUAUUUUUUAAGUGAAACUGAAUUAAAAUAUUUUAUUUCCAGAA
Molecule: messenger RNA, 5787 nt
Organism: Zalophus californianus (California sea lion)
Lineage: Eukaryota; Metazoa; Chordata; Mammalia; Carnivora; Otariidae
Gene: PPIP5K2
Product: diphosphoinositol pentakisphosphate kinase 2
Biological process (GO): inositol phosphate biosynthetic process; inositol metabolic process
Cellular component (GO): cytosol
Molecular function (GO): diphosphoinositol pentakisphosphate kinase activity; inositol hexakisphosphate kinase activity; 5-diphosphoinositol pentakisphosphate 1-kinase activity
Source: RefSeq, a predicted model, not a curated record